AUGAGGUACAGUCAACACCAAGAACACCAACAUUUGUCAAGGAACUACCGUCCUUUACAGCAGCGCCAACCGCCGCAUACUCCAAUUUCGCAUUCCCUCAACGCAGGCCGACCAUCAAAAAAUGAUCUUGCUCGCGAAGAACCUUCAUAUAGGAGUGCGAAGGGUAUUAGACUGAGACCAGUUACAGAGCUUCCUGAUAUGUAUAGAGCACUAUUCAAAUUCGGCGUUUUUAACGCUGUCCAGUCCUCAUGUUUUGAUACGCUCAUCGAAAACAAUGAAAAUAUAGUACGUCAACUGGGUCUUUUCAGUGCUCUCAUCUCACAGCAAUCUUCACCUACUGGUAGCGGAAAGACUGUUCUCUUUGAAUUGGCAAUCAUAGAGAUGUUGAAUAGGACGAGUAACGCAUUGGACAACUCAGUAAAAUGUGUCUACCUGGCACCGACGAAGGCGCUAUGUUCGGAGAGAUAUCGUGACUGGACAGCCAAGUUCAGUUCUUUGGGUAUUAAGUGCUGCGAGCUGACAGGUGAUACUGUUCACUUUGGAAAGGGCGUAUGGGGAGAUGCGAAGAAUUCUACAAUUAUGCCAGCUGAAAAGUGGGACAGUCUAACAAGAAAUUGGGGUGACCAUGGAAAGAUAUUAUCUUCCAUUCGGUUAAUCUUGGUAGACGAGGUCCAUAUACUCAAUGAAUCCAGAGGUAGCACCCUCGAAGUUGUCAUUUCUCGGAUGAAACUACGUGGAUCCAAUGUCCGAUUCGUACUCGUUUCGGCGACAGUUCCUAAUACUCAGGACAUAGCGUCUUGGAUUGGGAGUUCCAGACGUGAUGGUAGCUCGGCGAAAGUCUUCGAAUUUGGUGAAGACUUCCGCCCUUGUAAGCUGAAGCGCGUUAUUGUCGGGGUUCCUCGACAACGCAAUCAGAAUGAUUUUCAAUUCUCCAAAAUUCUUGACUACAAAUUGUUCUCGACGUUACAGACUCACUCCGUUGGGAAGCCUAUUCUUGUUUUUUGUCCAACCCGGAAGGGUGUCUUCGCCACUGCCGAACAUAUGCUCAAAGAUUAUCUUGAAGCCAAAAAAAAGAAGCAAUCUUUGCCUUGGACCCAUUCCGAAAGGUUAGUUGAACACCUCUUCGAAGAUAAGCGUUUGGCUGAAUGGUCGUCAUAUGGUAUCGGUGCCCAUCAUGCAGGGCUGUCGUUAGAUGAUAGACGUGCAGUUGAAAGCCUCUUUUUAAAGGGAGUCCUUCGGAUAGUCAUAGCGACAUCAACCCUUGCUGUGGGAGUUAACCUUCCUGCCCACUCAGUCGUUAUCAAAGGGGUCCAGACCUUCCAAAACAACGUUUCAGUCGAGUAUUCUGAUCUUGAUGUCAUGCAGAUGCUUGGUCGUGCAGGUCGACCCCAAUUCGACAGUGAAGGGAUGGCUAUAAUAUUAUGCGAGACCGAGCUUGAAAGCAAAUACCGAGAGCUCGUUCAAGGCAAAACCAUCCUCGAAAGUUCCCUUCAUGUGAAUCUGUCUGAGCAUCUCAACUCAGAAAUCGGUUUGAAGACUGUUACAAGUAUCAGCUCUGCCACCGACUGGCUUCGAAACUCGUUCCUGUUCCAGAGAAUUCGAAAGAAUCCUCGUCACUAUGCGCUCGGAAAAGGCGAGGAUCAGACCUGGGAGGAACGUGUUGACGAUUUGGUCAUGCAGAGCAUUAAAAAAUUGAAGGAAUCUGAACUUAUUACGUGUUCCGAAGAGGGUGAAGACGGACAGCUGAGUUCUACAGAAUACGGGGAUAUUAUGAGCAAGUUCUACAUUCGUCAGGCCACAAUGAGGGCCAUUCUGACUCUACCAGAACGACCAAGUCUCCGGGAUAUAUAUCUGAAUAAGCUUCGGCGACAUAAUGACAUUCGCUUUGAAGUCAAGAAGGUUGAGAAGACCUCAGACAAGACUUUCUUGCUGAUCCAGGCUGUUUUGGGUGGUAUCUCUCUUAAUUCACCUGAAUACAAGACAGGCGAUAGUCAGCCUCAGCUAGACGCAUUUAGCGUCUUUCGUCACAUACCACGCAUCGCCAGAGCCGUCGUGGAAGUGGCAAUCACGAAGAAACGUGGUGCGCAACUGAAGCACGGGUUCGAAGUAUUACGAUGUCUUACUGCGAAGGCUUGGGAAGAUCGACCCGUGGUGUUGCGUCAAAUCGAGUCAAUCGGAGAGAAAUCUUUCCCAUCAAGAAAGGUACUGGCAGAGCAUGGCAUAACAUCGAUUGAUAUUCUGCGUCAGCAAGAUUCCCUCAGACUUGAGGCACUCUUGAAUCGACGUCCUCCAUUCGGCCUUGAGAUGUUGGCAUCCGCACGCGAAUUUCCUUCUUAUAUGCUGAAAAUAACAGAGAUUGAAGUUCGCACUAGCGACGCAGAAAAGCCGGUGGAAGUCGACUUGUCCAUCGAAUGUGGAUUAACCGAUGACUCUUUCACGUCCCAGGCGAAGUCCAAGAAGCAAAAAGGACGUGUUUACAAUAUGACCUCAAUCAUUACCCUUACCUCUGACAUGGAAUUGAUUGACUUUCGCCGUAUAUCAACGAAGUCAUUGAAAGAAGCCAAGAUUUUUGAAGUUACUGCAGAGUUGGAAAAGCCGAGCCAGUCAAUCGCUAUCUAUAUAUCUUCCGAGCUAGAGCUUCAGGAUUAUGAAGAAGAUCCUGGAUUUUGGGACCUGAUGGAUGGUGCCAUUGACAGUUCGGAUGAAAAGGCGGAGCGGCUCUGGACAACCCAAAAACUACCCAAAAGCUACCGAACGGAAAUUACCUGUCACCCCUUUUCGCUUGACCGUCCUCCAUGUACGCUGACAGGAAUUAGAUGCAACCAUUCUUGCAAGGACAGAAAAAAAUGUCGUCACCUUUGCUGUAAAGAAGGAACAUUGCAUCCACCGAAGAAAACAGCGCCGAUAGCUACGACGAUGAAACCCUCGGUCUCUACUGCUAAACCUAACGCCUCCAAAUCUUCUGAGACUACCUCUCAAAGUUCUCAAUGGCGAAGGGUCUUGGACACCAAGAAGAAGACGCCUACACGCCCUGACCGCACCAUAGAAAGACUAGAAGCUUUGCACAAGAACACUAACGUUCAAGACAACCUUAAGCUCACUGGAGGACAAAGGAUCAAACUAGAACCCAUUCCUGACCUGAAGAAGCGGAAGCGAAAGGCCGCUCCUGACCCAGAGAUCAAGUUCGCUGACAUUGGAGAUUCUCAGCCACUGCAAGAUGUGUGUCGUGACAUCUCCUACCACCUAGACGACGACGAUCUUCCCGAGGCUCACAAAAUUAUGACUUCUGCUCCUCAGAAACACAUUCCUUCUUCUGACGACUUUGCUGAUUCUGAUAUCGAUGCUUUGACUCGCAGUUUCCCUGACGACGAUGACUUCGGCGCACGUCCUGCUUCACCUCUAAACAUCCACUUUUCACUAAGUCCUCUGCCGAAACGUAUGAAGUUCAGUGAUGGAUCGCCGAAAGUGGGUCCUCUCUUAUACUUAUCAAUAUUUGCAUUGAGAUGCGUUGGUCGUAGGUUCAGAAGGACCCUCUUUUUGUCUCUGUCUCAGGUUCUGACAACGGUGUGA
Messenger RNA from Guyanagaster necrorhizus, 3570 nucleotides. Its product is annotated as P-loop containing nucleoside triphosphate hydrolase protein. The transcript is spliced from 30 exons. The record is from RefSeq and is a predicted model, not a curated record. Gene Ontology annotation, molecular function: nucleic acid binding; ATP binding. NCBI's taxonomy places the organism in Eukaryota, Fungi, Basidiomycota, Agaricomycetes, Agaricales, Physalacriaceae. The coding region runs from base 1 to 3570 and encodes 1189 amino acids.